AUGGUGUGCGAGCGGGUGAAGGUCGACGACGUUUGGAUGGACGCCCAGCCGCUGGGGCAGAAGCUCAAGUUCCCGAAUGGACGGGCCGCACCAAAUCGGCUUUUGAAGUCGGCGAUGACCGAGAAGUUGGCCAGGUUCAGCGAGGAUCUGGCUGAACGCGGCACUCCCACCCCGCAGCUCGUCAACCUCUACGAGAAGUUUGGGCACGGCGGAUGGGGAUUGAUUUUGACUGGGAAUAUUAUGACGCAUCCGACAAACCUCGAAGCCGCCGGCAACGUCGUCGUCUGCAAAGAGAACGACAACCCGAAUUUCCACGGCAUGUUGCGCUACAUGGCCCAGGCAGGACGAUCGAAGGGAGCAUUGAUGAUUGCUCAAGUCGGAAAUGCCGGCCGCCAAACCCCGUACGCCAUCAACCCGAGCCCCAUGUCGGCGUCUGAUGUUCAAUUGGUUUUCCCCGCCGGGACCGGGAUGCGAUUCGGGAAACCACAGCCCCUGACGACUAGUGAGAUCAAGACCGAGGUGAUCGAUCGAUUUGUGUACGCCGCGCAGGCCUUGAAGAAUGCCGGCUUCGACGGCAUCCAGCUUCACGCCGCCCACGGCUACCUGUUGUCCCAAUUCUUGGCGCCGACGACGAACAAGCGCACCGACGAGUACGGCGGAGGCGCCGAAAAUCGAUUCCGCAUUGUCCGCGAGGUGUACCAGGCCAUUCGAUCCGCCAUCCCCGAAACCAGCGGCUUUCUCGUCGGCAUCAAGUUCAACUCGGUCGAGUUCCAGAAAGAUGGGCUGACGAUGCAGGAUGCCAAGACAAUGUGUGGAAUGAUUGAGGACCUCGGCUUCGACUUCAUCGAGCUGUCCGGCGGCACCUACGAGCACAUCGAGAUGCACCAUACCAGGGACUCGACGAGGGCCAGAGAGGCCUUCUUCUUGGAGUUUGCUGAUAAGAUCCGCCCGCUCUUCUCGAAAACGAAGGUCUACGUCACUGGCGGAUUCCGCACCGUACCCGGAAUGUGCAAAGCCCUGGCUUCAGAUGCUUGCGAGGGAGUGGGCAUUGCUAGGCCGGCGGCUCAAGAACCAGACCUGGCCAAAAAACUCCUUGAUGGUGUCGUCAAGUCGGCGGCCGACUCGAAGCUCGACCCGACUAACUUCAUCUUGGGCAUGAUUGCCGCCAACACCCAAAUGGCGCAGGCCAGCUGGACCCCAGUCAGCGCGUGCGAGGGGGAUAUUUGCCACGGUAUCGUCGACCUCAGCGACGCGAAGACGUUCGAGAAAUACAUGCAAGCCGCCCUCGUCUACAUCGGCGAGUUCAUCCAGGCCGCCGACAACGGCAAGGUGAUGGCCAAGGUGUUCGAGUUCAAGGAGGGACAGGAUGUGAAUGGGACUCAAGUC
This is a messenger RNA of Mesorhabditis spiculigera, 1386 nucleotides long. Lineage: Eukaryota; Metazoa; Nematoda; Chromadorea; Rhabditida; Rhabditidae. The record is from the annotation of a GenBank genome assembly.